Messenger RNA from Anguilla anguilla (European eel), 5163 nucleotides. RefSeq names its product polymerase (RNA) III (DNA directed) polypeptide E (gene polr3e). The record is from RefSeq and is a predicted model, not a curated record. Gene Ontology annotation, biological process: DNA-templated transcription. Gene Ontology annotation, cellular component: nucleus; RNA polymerase III complex. The coding region runs from base 216 to 2294 and encodes 692 amino acids. The transcript has 21 exons. Lineage: Eukaryota; Metazoa; Chordata; Actinopteri; Anguilliformes; Anguillidae.
ACUUAACGUACAGCUCCUCCCCACGUGUCUAGGCAGCAACAUGGCUGCGACCUGAUAUUUCAGACGCCGCUAAACCAUACACUGGCACGUUUCAGGUGGAGGUAUCGGACUGAAAGGGGCAGCAUAAAUUAAGCAACAUCUGAUCGCAAAAAUUAAAGCAGGUUUGAACAUCAUAGGCCUGUCCCUCUGAAUAGUUCACACUCGGUUCGCUCAGUAUGGCCAGUGGGGAGGACGAUGACCCCAUCAUACAAGAGAUUGAUGUAUACCUGGCCAAAAGCCUCGCAGACAAGCUCUACCUUUUCCAGUACCCAGUGCGUCCUGCUACAAUGACCUAUGAUGAUGUCAGCCAUUUAUCUGCGAAAAUAAAACCGAAACAACAGAAGGUGGAACUUGAAAUGGCAAUUAACACCGUUAGUCCCAACUACUGCCAUGGAAAAGGGGAGCAGAUCGCACUUAAUGUGGAUGGUGUUGCACCUGAUGAUUCUAAUAUUUACGCAAUGAAGAUGAUGGAUAAACAGAGUUUCUCCUCCAUCCAGGCCACCACCAACACCUCCCGCUAUGCUGCAGCAGUCUUCCGAAAAGGAGAGCUCCACCUCACCCCAUUGCAUGGGAUCCUCCAGAUGCGGCCCAGCUUCUCCUAUCUGGACAAAGCAGACAGCAGACACCGCGAGAGGGAGGCCGCCAAUGAAGGUGGAGACUCCUCUCAGGAUGAGGCCGAAGAAGACAUCAAGCAGAUCACAGUGCGGUUCUCCCGGCCCGAGUCGGAGCAGGCCCGUCAGCGGCGCAUCCAGUCAUACGAGUUUCUGCAGAAGAAGCAGGCCGAGGAGCCCUGGGUCCAUCUGCAUUACCACGGCAUAAAGGAUGGGCGCUCGGAGCACGAGAGGCAGUAUCUCUUCUGCCAGGCCAUGGGUGCGAACGAGAACACCGAACUGGUGAAGACGCCCAGGGAGUACUUGGCCAUGCUUAUGCCCCCUGUAGCAGAGGAGAAGAUUGUGAAGCCGGUUGGUCCCAGUAAUGUGCUGUCUAUGGCCCAGCUGCGGACUCUGCCUCUGGGAGAGCAGGUCAGGACCCUCAUGAAGAAUGUUAAAGUCAUGCCCUUUGCCAACCUAAUGGGGCUGCUGACCUCAGGCACUGACUCCACUGCAGUGCUGCGCUGUGUACAGCAGGUGGCGAUGUUGGUCCAGGGCAACUGGGUUGUCAAAAGUGACGUGCUGUACCCCAAGAACAGCUAUAGUGCGCUAAGUGGUGUGCCAGCAGAAGUACUCUGUCGCGGCAGGGACUACGUUAUGUGGAGGUUCACCCAAGAGCGCUCUGUAUUGCGGAAAGAAAUAGCUGCUAUAAUCAAGCUCCCCCCAGAGGAUGUGAAGGACUUUCUGGAGCAGAUGUCCGUGUCCCGUGUAAACCGUGGCUGGGAGUUCCUCCUGCCCAGCGACACGGAGUUUGUGAGGAAGCACCCAGAUGUGGCUCAGAGGCAGUAUAUGCUCUGGCUCGGCAUCCAGGCCAAAUUGGAAAAGGUGUUCAAUCUGUCUAAAGAAGACAUGAUGCCAAAAAGGCCAGAUUCCCAAACAGAAGUGGUGUCCGUGAGUGGCGAUCAGAGACUCAAGGCUGCCAGAGACCUGGCCAGGGAGAACCAGGCCUCGCUGCGGAGGGACCUGGAGCAGCGGCGACAGGGCGCGCCCAAGAGCGCCUCCUUCAGGGUGAAGGAGGAGCCCCUCAGCGACGCCGAGGAGCCCAUGGACACCUCCGUCCCCAAUGGCUCUCUCAACGGUUACCCGGGCGCCUGUUACCCGGGCGCCGGCUCCCCGGCGGACCCUCUCAACGGCCACGGCACCAACGGCCCAACCCAAGAGCUCCUGGACUUUGUGGGGGCCACCUUUCGCAAACACUUUGUGCUGACACUGAGCGAGCUGAAGCGCCUUUUCAACCUGCACCUGGCCAGCCUGCCCCCUGGACACUGCCUGUUUGGGGGCAUCUCAGACCGCCUGCUGCAGGACACCAUACUGCUCUGCCACUGCCGACAGAUCCUGGUGCCUUUUCCCGCUCAGACCUCGGCUGCAUCAGAUGAACAGAAGGUCUUUGCGGUGUGGGAAACGGGAGAAACGUUUGACAAGCACCGUCAGAUCCUGUUUGAAAUCUUCAUGAAGAACUACCGCGUCAGGAGGAACAUCAUCCAGGCCCGGCUCACGCAGGAACUAGGGGACGCCGUCACCAAGGCCGACAUCGACAGGCUGCUUAAGGAAUGCUGUAUGAGCUAUGGAGGGAUGUGGUACCUGAAGGGCACGGCGCAGUCCUGACAGUAAAGGGGGAGGGGUGCCCUGGAGGGCCCCAUCAUCCAGUCGUCUCUUCUAGAGCUUUGUGGGAGGGCUCUACAUCAGGAGAGGAAGCCGAAGCAUUGGACAAGUCACUGCCCUCCUGCCUCUAGCCAGAAGACCAGGGUUUGGGGGGAAAGGAUGCCAAGUUCUCGGCCCCAGGCCAUAUGCCAUUGUACCUAAUUUACCUGAAGUCAUAACAGAGCUAAGGCAAAGCAGCAACAGGAUGGUGUCAGCAUCAAGUAGAACAUCCCGCAUAGUCACAAAAAGGGCUGAAUGGUGAAGUCUGGUUGGAGCAUUUGUGUAUAUACUGUAUUUGAAAAUAUUUUGAGUCGAAUGUUUGCAGUCCAAGAUUUUGAAUUCAGAAAGCAGUGCAUAGUAAUUUUUAUUUAAUAUCUCUUACAAGAUGAGGAAUGAGAAAUGGGAAAUUGUAUAGACCAAAUAUAAGAAGUGUAGUUUAUAAUCAUAUGAUUUUAUCCUGAUUGUGGCCUUUGGAAAAAGUCUAGUUUUUCCUGUUUCCCAGUCUUUUUACAGAGGGGAUACGCCUCUGAUUUUGUCUUUGGCCUUAAGAUGAACACCUUAGUAGAGGCAGUUUUACAGUAGAGGCAGUUUUUUUUGUCCUUAAUUUUUUUCGCACACGUUGCGUGAGGGAAGGGUGGGGUCUUCAGAACAGGAAGCAUGGUGUUUCAUAUCAAUGAGCCUUCUUGUCCCUCUGCACAAAUAUGCAAAUAAGGACAAAAUCACCUACAGAAAAAGGCAAGGAUUAAAGGAUGAAUUUAUUUUGAUUUGAGUCUGACUCCAGAUUGAUGCAAAGCAUUUAAGAAAUGCUGUCAGAAUGCACAUAAAUGUUCAGGCAGAAAAUGUAAAUGCUCUCCCUAUAUUUGUGUAGAUUUAAUUACAAUCAUUUAAUCCACUGAUACAGCGUUUACAGAAUACAAUUUGGUAGUUUAGUACUUUAAGACUGAAUAAGACGAAUUGAAAAGAAAGUGGUUAGACCAAAGUAAAGUGGUGUGAGAUUGGUUGGAUGCAUUGCAAUGUCCUGAUUUCAUUUUCAUCUGCAAGAAAUCCGUUUAAUUUUAAGUAUUUCACACAGUUCAACUUGUAAUAGUUGGUAACAUGCAUAUUUUGAAAGGUUUCCUCUUUUGUGUAAUGCUGCUUUCAUUAAGUCUUUCCAAAUAGUCUGGCAACAAGAACUCCUUGUUUGGAGAUUUGGUAUUACUGACUUUUUUUUGGUAAAUUGAAACUUUGAUUAUUUGCAGGAAGAGUACAACCUUAACAAGCCUUUGGUUUAUUUUAAAGGGACAGUUCAUUUUCAAAAAAUAUUUUUUAUUGGUAUGGUGCUUGAUUGGCAUUGACAGGUUCUGUGUGUGGUGGAUAUUUUAGGUAUUUACAGAAGCCUUAUGAAAAUGGCUGGCGUAGAGGCAUUGUGGGUUAUGUGGUCCAAGACAAGUAAAUGCCCUUGAAGUUACUCCAAAGCAGCUUGUAUAGUGAUGUUAUGCCUCCUUGGGUCUUGCAUGUUUAUAUUACCCAAUUGUACUUCAAAAAUCACGCUUUCUCUUUCAUUUGUAGUUGGAACUAUUUCCUAUGGCAAAUGCAACCUGAGACCACUGCAUUCGAGGGAAGAAGCACUGAUACAAUAUGAAACUUAAUUGUGUUUAUAACUGAAUCAAAUGCGAUAAAAUGGAUCCGUUCAUAUGUGCAGCCUCUGGAAACGUAAUCUCACAUUACAAGCUGUCGGAGGUACUUGAAGUCUAUUUUCUUGCUUUAUAUCCCAAAACCCUAAUGCAUCUAUACCGUAAAUUUAAAAAAAAACUUUAAAUACACUUAAACUGAAAUAACAUCUCCAGAAAGUGAACCAUCCCUUUAAGAUGAGGCUAGACUGUGUUGUGGAGUCUGGCUUGAUAAUUUGAUUAUAUGCAAUUUAAUAACUAAAUGUGAUCUAUGUAUUGAGAUCUCAUUGAAAAAAGAGCAGUGAAUUUGGUUGUCAUUGCCCCUAUUUGUUUCCGCCAAACAUAUGAACUUGCAUGAUCACUGGUUUGUUUUUAGUAUGUCACUAGUGUUACAGGGCUGCUUUGCCUUUCAUUGUUUUAGGUCUGGUACCUCAGUUAAACAGAAAAUGGUCGACCUCUUAUCACAGAUGUGUUGUUGUCCUUUUCCCCUUCUAUGUAACCACCCAGAGUCCAAAGGGUAGAACAUGCAACUGGCUGUUGCAGUGCCUCAAUUCUUAAAUGGUUUACACUGAAUGAAAUUUAAAAACCCAAAUGAGUCGGGCCUUAAAGAUGGCGUCCAUCAUAGAGGGAAGUCAGGGAAGGUUAUGCUGGCCGAGUGUUCGAUUUGUUGUCAUGCAGGGAUAAUGUGACUAUGGCAGCCAAGCGUACGUCACUACUUUGCAUUACACUGGGGGUUGCUCAUGUUGUGGAGUGAAGGUGGGCUCUUUGGCAGAUUAAGUGCAUGCAGAAUAACUGGAGGUGAGUCUUUUCAGGAGAAAUCCUCUUCAAUUUCAACACAAGUCACUUACCUCAAGACCAAAACAGGCCACUGUAUGUAAUACUCGAGUUAUUUAGAAGUUUGUUUACAUUAAAACUAAAAAACUGGGCCUGGAACAGUUUAAGUAAUCAAGUGUAUCAAAAGCUCUGCACUGUUGGUAAACAUUCUUCAGUGUGUUCAUUAUGCCAUGAAUAAUGUCCAUGAGGUGUCAGUGUUUCAGGUCUGUCGUAAAUUUCCCUAUUUCUCUACAGAUGUAAGGGACCUGGUACAGAUCAUUUUGAACAUGGACUACCUGCAGAUCACUAUUUCUGUCCUUUUCCCAGUGGUUAUGUUGUCUCCUUUAAUAAAGCAAUGCAAUAACAUCUGU